AGCGUAGUGUGAAUGUUGAAUGGUGGAAAUGCUUGUUGAAAGGAAAGGAGUUUAAAACAAAAUGGAGUACUGGGAUCGAAAAUAGUGUUGACAUUCUUAUUGGCUGAACAGGAUUAAAAUUCUAUAUGGCUUGUAGUUCUGUGUUGGUGUCAUUGUAACACCUAAGAUAUUUAUUAGUACGGCACCUUGCUGUUUUCUAGAACAUGGGCUCAUCCUUGUCUUUGGACUUUGGAGAUGUACAGAGAGCCGCAAACAGCGUCCACUCACUCGUUGGCUUAGAGGGGAAAAUGCCAAUUUGAUGAACGUAUUUUUGAUGUCACGAUCUCGCACUAGUUCGUUGUCAAGGGUGAGAAUGCUGUCAGCCUCGCUUUCGUCUUUGAUUCGAGCCAAGAGGAGUGUGCUGUUGUUAGCAUGUGUGUCAACUCUUGUCUUGUACACGUUCUAUAACAACAUAGCCUCAUGGAGCUUGAGCCAGACAAGGACAAGAGCCGAGACCGAAGAGUUGCUGGAGGGCGAGUUUAAGUCCUGUCCAAACGUGAUAAGUAGAAUGGUGGUCGGCCACUGGCUGAAGAACAAGGACUACAGCAAGAAGGAAAUGACGCUUGUUGAUGACGCACUGAGGAAGACGUUACGUCACAACAAAAUCUCCGGCGUCCUUGAAAGAAAGGAUAAAAGAUGCGGAAACGUUGACCUAGAGGGGAAUCAUUACUACCGUGCUCUAUGUGAACCGGAAGGUGAGACGCCAUGUUGUUUCAGCUAUACGUGUGUGAACAAAACCAUCGAUCAAUGUCAAGGUCCUUGGGCGUUGGACGUGCGGCAAGUGUUCCAGGCCGAGUUUGCAACGUGGAUACCAGACGAUCCUACGUGUAAGAUGUUGGACCUGAGGUCAGAAAAGCAAAUCUGCCAGGUGCUUGACAACGUGACCAUUUACUUUGUGGGCGAGUCACUGACCAGGAUGUUGUACAUGUCACUCUUGGGGCUUUUGAGAGACCAGAAAUAUGAGACCCACAUUCUGAUUGACAACUCUACCACAGACAGGGGAUGUCACGUUUACCUGCGGUACAGUCCACCAUGCAAACCAUUUAUAAUGAGGGACAGCGUUGAGUGCAAUGGUAAAACCAGAUUGCGGUUUAAGGAAGCGCUCCGGCCCAGCGAUGUCAGCGAGGUGCUGAGACAGUUGAAAGAGCUGUCAGGAAUUCCGAACACUUUCUAUGUCUCUGGGUUUGGGUUCCAUGAUCGGUUCAAGGCUGAUCCAGUUAUUUCAAAAGUGUUCAAUCCCAUUUUCCAGGAGUUGGCCAAAUCCGCAUGGCCAAAGUUCAUCUGGCUGGCCACACACAUGCCAACCAUAUUGCAAACGACUACAAGCUACAUGCAACAGCCGACUGAGAUCCUGGCUUACAACGCUGCCCUGAAGACUGUGCUGUCUGCCCACAAGGUGCCCGUGAUGGACUGGACUCAGCUGACCGCUAACGUCAUGGGCAUCGACAACCUUCAUUACGGGAAGGGGGUCAACGAUGUCAAGGCUGUGAUUCUGUUGAACCUUCUGCUGGAGCUCAGGCACAACUCUACCUGGAUGCUGGAGAAACAGAUCCCUGACAAUGUGACAGCGCAAAGCCCUAGAGAGACAUCAAAACUAAAAAUCAAUGCGUCCAAACACGCCAACAUUUCAAGCAAUACACAAAAAAAGCAACAACCGAAAUACAAUAACCACCUGAACAGCGCGCACAUCCACACUUACAAAUAUCCAGAAAAAAAAAUUACAACAAGAUAAGGGAGGCAAUUCGAAGAACAACUACACCAACUCUCAUCACGAAUUAUAGCCCCUGGUAAUAUACGUGUGACAUUUAUCAAAACUGUGAUUCAACUGUCCCAUUACUGAAUCAGAUCGAGGCUGAUAGAAUUUACCUCACUGUUGUCAUGUAUGUCAAGGUAAAUUAAACUAUUUGAAUAGACGAUA
Molecule: messenger RNA, 1957 nt
Organism: Biomphalaria glabrata
Lineage: Eukaryota; Metazoa; Mollusca; Gastropoda; Planorbidae
Exons: 8
Coding region: 299-1771 (490 amino acids)
Source: RefSeq, a predicted model, not a curated record